CUAUACAACGUUUGUUUAUACUUUUAUUUCCAUCAUGGCAACCAAAGAUAGUAAAGCGAAAAAGGUGAAAGAAUCGGACAAAAAGGCUAUUAAGAAGUUAGAAGAGGCAUUGCUACUUGAAGAAGGAAAAGACGAUAGCAGCCAGGAUGGAAGUAGCAGGAAUGCCACUACAGGCGAUGUGGAUGAGAACAACCAGACGAGUCCAGACGAGAGAAUGGUGGUGAAAGACCCGACCCCCGAACCAGUUUAUGAUGAACCGACCUUGGCGGAAAUAAUCAUCGAAUGCUUUGAAGGUGAAAAGGUUCGUGGUCUCUUUCAAGGAGAAGGAGAGGCUGUCUUUUCUGGAGGAAAUGUUUACAAGGGUCAGUUUUUGGAGGGCCUCAUGCACGGGAAAGGUGUCUACAUCUGGAAAGAUGGAGUUGUGUAUGAGGGAGAUUUCUACAAGAACCAGAUCACUGGAAAAGGGAUCUACAAAUGGCCCGAUGGCAGUUCGUAUGAAGGUGAUGUAUUUGAGGGAAAACGACAUGGCUGUGGUAUUUUCCGUUGUCCAGGAAACGUCAUGAGUUACAAUGGUGAAUGGUGUCAGGGUAAAAGACAUGGAAAGGGAAGAAUGGACUAUGACAGUGAAGGGCGGUCUUACUAUGAUGGAGACUGGGUGUCAAACAUCCGCCAUGGCCUGGGAACACGGCAGUACCCGUCCAGCAACAUCUACCAGGGCAUGUGGUUCAGCAACGUUCGCCAUGGCGACGGAACCAUGAAGUGGCUCGACAGGAACCAGAUAUACACCGGGCAGUGGGAGAACGGUAUCCAGCAUGGAAUGGGCCAGCACAUCUGGCUGCUGCAGCGAGUGAAGGAUUCGCAGUACGCUAUGCGCAACAUGUAUGACGGGGAGUUCGUCAACGGGCUGCGAAACGGCUUCGGCACGUUCUUAUACGCCAACGGGGCGCGGUACAGUGGCUUCUGGAGAAAUAACAUGAAGCACGGAAAGGGGAAGUUUGUUUUCAAGAACGGUCGAAUCUACGAAGGGAUGUUUGAGAAGGAUCACAUUUCUGAGUAUCCUCAGUUCAAUACUGACGGGAACACGACACCAGACAUCAGUCAGAUCCGAACUCGCACUCCAUUACCGUCAGACAACAUCAGUAUUCACAGCAACGAGAGCUGUAACACAAUCAGUCCGAGUUUCCAGCUGGAAGUCGACCAUCUGCUGUGUGAGUUUCCUAACCUUGACAGAGAGGAUGAGAUAGCUCAGGUGAUGUAUGUGGUAUUCCGCAACGUGACGAGCUUGCGUAAGAUCUACGCAUGUUACAGCGGUCUUGGGUACGAGGAGAGUCCCGACAACACGUUCACGAUGAACCGCAUGCAGUUCUGGAGGUUCGUCAAGGACUGCCAGCUGCAUCACGGCGCGCUCACUCUCAUGGACAUGGACCGCAUUUUAGGUGGUAACAAACAGAACUAUGAAUUGCACAAUCCGUAUGAGAAGAUACUACAGAGAGAGUUUAUCAACUAUCUCAUCAUUCUGUCUUUCCACCUCUACCACGAGGAACACGAUGGCCAGUCUCCACUUUUGGCGUGGUGUAUGUCUAAACUGAUUUCUGAGAACGUCUUGCUUAAUGCUUGCAACAUUAAAGGUAACUUCUACUACGAAACGCGGCGAGCUGUCAAUGCUCUUGUUCACAUGGACCAGGCAUACGAGGUUUACCAGACACACUGCACCAACAGGAAGUAUCCACCAAAAGAGCCUGCCAUGAAGAUGAGACAGUUUCUCUUCUUGAUGAAGGAUCUGAAUCUGAUCAAUGAGGACCUGACUGCCCAGGCCGUGAUCGCGGUCCUGUGCGCUGAUGACCCUGCCGUGUCCGAUGGCGAGGGAUGCUACAACCUCGAGCUGGAGAUGACGUUCCUGGAAUUCUUUGAGGCUCUGGUUGCCUGUGCUGAGGUGUAUGUUACGGAGUCGGUCGUUAAAGACCCCGGAACCCCCCGGUCCAGCACCGCCCUGACCCAGGAACAGAGCAUGUACUCCUGCCCUGCCUCCCCUUCCAGACUCGCCAGUCAGUUUGUAAUGGAAUUAUUGGCAUCUUCGAGUGAGGUUGUUGAUGUGGUGAGGUCAGAGACAGCCUGUGAGAGUCCUUUCGGCUGUUUCUUGAGUCCAGGAGGGCUGCACUCUAGUCACAGACAGGCUCAAGUGGUCUGCAGCGUGGACGUUGGCAACGACGGUGAGGUUGUUGCCAGUUACACAGCGCUUGUGAUACCCGUCCUGCCCAUGGACACUCAAAGCUCUCCCACAAUCUCUGCCAAGGCGGGCAGAUCUGUGGGGAUGGACGACGGCGCCGACUCAGCUGCUCACAUCACACCGCAUGUGUCACAGCGAGGGUCAGGAUCACCAGAUUUAUCUCCCUUGAGAGCUCAGUCUUCUGGUGCAGCUACACACAAAACAAGUGGAGACGAAUCAACAAAACACAUUGACGGGCAUGACAAAUCAGCUAUCGUCAUCACUAAUCCCGAUUUGGAAGUUGUGAGCGACAGUCGACACGAAAGUGCUCGGGAUGAUGUGACACCAUUGGCCGACCACCCGAAGAGUUCGUCAUUCUUCAGUCAACACACCGUGGUUACCGACGACAACCAACAGCUCCAUCACAGCUCCGUCUCCGUGACAGCACAGACCGAGCAAGGAGCUGAGGACGGAGAGGGUGAAGGCGACGAUGACCAGGAGGAGUAUGCGGAGGAGGAGCUAGAUGAGGCAACACGACUCUUCAACUUCUGGACUCACCAGAUCCACAUCUUUUUCGUGCGCAAGUUCUUCCCGGCUGCCGACAGACUGGCCACACUCAUCAAGCUGGUCACACACAAAAACAUGCUGCAGUCGAGACGCAGGUUCGGGGAGCCCACUACCAAGUGCUCAUCGCGGGCCAGCAUCGACGGCAACCUGCAGAGCCCUUCGGAAAAGGUCCAGCCCUAGCUAACUGACGUUUGUGGAAGAGACGUUUGAAAUUUGGUUUUCCUAUUUAUUGUUGAAUUAAAGUAUUUUAAUAAAUUACCUAUCUUUUUCCAGUGAAAGAUACAUCAAAUAGGUAUUUUUGUUAUCAUAUUGCCAGAUUAUAUUUUAUAAUUCAAAUGAACUUUAUUAUGUUCUUCUCUGUUGGCUUUUAUUUGAAAAUUGGAAAAAGUAUUUAUUUAAAUUAGUUUCAAAAGGUCCGCUGAUGAAUCUCUUAAAUAAAUGAAAUGAAGUUUUCAAGUUAAAUGUUAUAAUACGUUAUCAAAAGUGGUGUACUUUUGACUUGACUUGUUGUUCAGUUCUCAAUGUCUAUACAACUAUGUUGACUGUAUAGCCAUUAAGGCAAUAGCCAUUAAAAAAUCUGUGAUUAACAAAUUAUUUACUGUAUUAUACUUCUGUUUCUUACUCAAAAAAAAAAGAAGGAAAUAUGUUGAUGCUCCUGUGGGGCUGUUUUAUUAAAGAGUUCCCAACACUAA
Molecule: messenger RNA, 3465 nt
Organism: Gigantopelta aegis
Lineage: Eukaryota; Metazoa; Mollusca; Gastropoda; Neomphalida; Peltospiridae
Product: radial spoke head 10 homolog B-like
Exons: 21
Coding region: 35-2953 (972 amino acids)
Source: RefSeq, a predicted model, not a curated record